UGCAACCGACACAGCCUAUGUCAUGACCGAGGAUUCAACCAGGUCCGACGAAGAGAGCCUAACGGCCAGCAUGGAAGACCUGUUCCAGGAGCACCACUUUGCUGACUCGCCUACCUCCGACUCCCCCAAGGACCGCCACAGUCGC
This is a messenger RNA of Dibothriocephalus latus, 145 nucleotides long. NCBI's taxonomy places the organism in Eukaryota, Metazoa, Platyhelminthes, Cestoda, Diphyllobothriidea, Diphyllobothriidae. The record is from the annotation of a GenBank genome assembly.